Molecule: messenger RNA, 1002 nt
Organism: Nothobranchius furzeri (turquoise killifish)
Lineage: Eukaryota; Metazoa; Chordata; Actinopteri; Cyprinodontiformes; Nothobranchiidae
Product: axonemal dynein light intermediate polypeptide 1
Cellular component (GO): filopodium; axoneme
Molecular function (GO): dynein heavy chain binding
Source: RefSeq, a predicted model, not a curated record
UUGGUCAGCUGAAAAUUCAUCUCGUCAUGUUAGCGGUUACCAUGACAACACAAACAUUUGCUACGAAGUUUCAACGAACCCCGAUAUUUCUGCCUAAACCGGUAGUAGUUUUGUUCUUCAUUUGAGUAGGAGCAAACAAAAACAUGAUGCAUAAGCCAAGUGACUCCUUACUAAAACACGAUUAUCCAGUUUUGGUCAAAACAAACGAGAAUUCACCGAAGGGGUGCUUUUUAAGCGUGAGCUCUCCGCAGUCUGCUGACACUGUUCCAGUUCCAUGUCCUCCUAGACCAGAAUUUGCAUUCAACAAAUCUGUCAUACAGUGGCAGGAAAAUAAAGAGAUCCUGAACAUGAUCUUUCCUCCCAGGCAGUGGGCAGAAGGAAGCGAUCUCUGGGUGCAGCAAGUAUCCAGAGUACCCGGUUCAAGAGCAGACGUUGUCCAGCUGAAGAAACUCCUGGACACAAAACUGCAACAAAAACAGGCCAGGCAAACGGGCAUAUGUCCAAUCCGCAGAGAGCUAUAUGCACAGUGUUUUGAUGAAAUCAUCAGACAGGUAACCAUCAACUGUGCGGAGAGGGGUCUGCUGCUGUUGAGGGUCAGAGAUGAGAUUAAUAUGACUAUUGCUGCCUACCACACUCUGUAUGAGAGUAGUGUGGCUGUUGGCUUCAGGAAGGCCUUGCAGUCUGAGCAGAGAAAGUAUCAGCUCAAACAAAAGAUUUCAGAUCUGGAAAAUGAAAAUGAAGAUCUGAAGAUACAGCUGACUGAUCAAAAAGAAAAGUUUGGCUUGACCGAGAAGAGUAAAACCAAAAAGAGGCUGGCGUUGUGUGAAGAAAUUCAGCUUUUGAAGAAAAAGAACGAAGAUCUCAAGACCCAACUGGUGGAAAUAAUAGCAAAACAGACUCAGAAACCUGAAACUUAGCUUAGCUUUUUUGUUUGUUUCCUUUACUGUAUGAAUGUAUAAUGGCACAACUUUGAGGAACUAUUAAAAGUACUUAUACCACUAA